AUGACGUCCCGCGCUGCCAUUACCAGCCCCGUUCCCGUCGCAUCUGCACCGUCCGAGUUUCGUGUCUCCUCUACCGAGAGGCGACGCAGCGAUAUGCCUCCCGUGGCGCCUCCCCGCACGUCCUCGACGAACCAUGCCUCAUCCAACCCUCCCAGCAGCUCCCGAAGACGUGAACAUGCAAACGACAGGACUGCUCCAUCGCCGCGACGAGGUGAACCCGAGUCUGCAAGGGCAGAGGUCAACGGUGCCGAUUCUUCGUACGGCGAAGCUUCUUCGUCACGAAGCCGGAGGGCCCAGCCCCCGCACGACCCGGCUUACCGGCCGGGCAGCUCCCGCGAUGCCCGCCAAUCUGGCCAACAGACGACAGUUCCCAUCCGAUCCCACGCCCCUUCUCAGUCAACGUCCUCACCGAAGCAACCAUCGCGCGAAGCCAGCGAGGUUCUGAACCGUAUCAUUGUAUCACAGCCCGAGACUGAUGUCCAACGCGAGAAGGAGCGUCUUGCCGAGGCUGUGCCUCGCCAGUCGAUUGACGACGCGGCACCGCCUGCUAUUGUCGCUGCUUCGGAGCAGGACGACAGCCGGCGCGCCGGCAGGAGCCGCCAAGAUCAUUCAAAGAGCAACAAGGCUGUAAAGUUUGGCGAUUACAUCCUCGGAAACACCAUUGGAGAAGGUGAAUUCGGGAAGGUGAAGCUCGGCUGGAAGCAAGACGGCGGCACGCAGGUUGCUAUCAAGUUGAUCAAGCGAGACAAUGUGGGCAACAACCCCUCCAGGCUGGCCAAGAUUUAUCGUGAAAUUGCCAUCCUCCGCGGCAUCUCGCACCCCAACAUUGUUCGCCUGCACGAAAUGGUCGAGACUGAGCGACAUAUCGGCAUCAUUCUGGAGUAUGCCUCUGGAGGAGAGUUAUUCGACUACAUCCUGAAUCAUCGCUACCUGAAAGACAACGCCGCGAGGAGACUGUUCGCUCAGCUCGUCUCAGGCGUUGGCUAUCUCCAUAAGAAGGGCAUUGUCCACCGAGACCUUAAGCUCGAGAAUCUGCUGCUCGACAGGAACCGAAACAUUAUCAUCACCGACUUUGGAUUUGCCAACACAUUCGAUGCCGAGGAGGAAUUAAAUCAAGAAGAAGAGCUUAAUCUGAGCGACAGGGAAUUCGUCAAGAGAGCUGGCCUAGACAAGGUCAAAGCCAAUGGCACGAGGAAGGGUGAUUUGAUGCAGACAAGUUGCGGCAGUCCUUGUUACGCAGCUCCCGAGUUGGUUGUCAGCGAUUCCUUAUAUACGGGACGCAAGGUUGAUGUCUGGAGCUGCGGUGUGAUCCUUUACGCCAUGCUGGCUGGAUACCUGCCCUUUGAUGAUGACCCUGCCAACCCCGAAGGCGACAACAUCAAUCUGUUGUACAAGUAUAUCGUCAACACGCCUCUGACCUUCCCCGAAUACGUCACGCCGCAUGCCCGCGACCUGCUCCGACGAAUCCUAGUUCCCAACCCUAGAAAGCGAGCGGAUCUAUUCGAGGUGGCGCGGCACAGCUGGCUGAGCGAAUACGCUCACGUUGUGGAGUUCAUUACCAGCAGCACCACGACGCCCGGCGAGAUCCAGAACACAACUGUUCCGGCUGAGGACGACAAGCCCAUGGUCGCGCGUAGCGCAUCUGUCCGCGAGCCUUCAAAAUCUUCCAAAGCAUCCGGCCCCACGUCGGUGGGAGGCCUGGCCUCCAAACAUGGCAAUAUCGACCCCGAAGCCGAGAACGCCAGCGCGAAACCGACCCAAGCCAAGGAUUCGAAGCGUCGCACCGUACAGGUCGAGUACGUUGCGCCGACCACACAAACGCAGCGCGGAGAAGCUGCCGCGCAAUCUCCCGGCCGAGGCAAGUCGAGAGCUCGUUCAAGCAGCCAAGGGCCCGUCGAGGUCAACAAUAGCCCGAAGGAUAAACCCCUUCCCCGCGACCCACCAGUCUCAAAGGACAGUUAUUCCAAGUCGAGCCGACAGAACACGAGGCCCCCGAGCGCUUAUCGCAACAACAACGUACCAGCAACUACGAGGCCUGGUCGCGAUACCCGUUCCACAUCCGACAAUGUGUAUAUGACGACCGGCGGACGACCGCAGACGGGAGGAUCCAUGACUUCGUCGGGGUCCAUGGGCCUUGGCAGUGGUGCUCGCGCCUCGUAUGGCCAACCAAUCCCUCCCUCGGUUGCGGGCACAAACGUGCAUGGUAGCAUCCAGCAGCCCAACGCACACGAAGCGCAGACUAUGGGACACCCCAGCGUCAGCGCCGUUCCUCCUAAGUUCGCCCGCGUAUCUGGUUUUGAGCAUGGCAGUGAGAAGCCUGUUCCUUCGCCGACCAGUGAAGGCAGGGGUCACCGACGAUCCAGCACUCUCACAGAUAUCGGCUCCAAGCUCCUCGGACGCAAUGGAUCCAUGUUUGGUGGUAAGAACAAGAGGCGGUCCGAGCACCCGAGCGAGGAUAAAUCGAGGAAGUACCCGCCCGUCAGCAUGCCCAACAACAUACCUGGCAAUGGUGAACCCCGAGCCUCGAUAGAUUCGAGAGCGUCGCGCCGGUCCUUCUCCAUGGGGUUCGGCAAGAAGCGCAGCGGUAGCAUCAGCGGUUCUCAUACAUCCCUGGAGAAGCCUCAGAACCCUAGACGAUUCUCGCUGCUUCCGCAGUCUUUUUCUAGGGCCAUGGGCAUCAACAAAGACUCUGGAAGCCCCCCGCCCGACUCUCAGAUGUCUCAACAAGACCUUCCCAUCCAGGAUCCUGCUGAGAUGGACGACCAAAGAAGAUACGGCGAUCGGCCAGUGCAGUCCCGUGGCCAGGCCGGUUACUUUGAUGGCGCCGAGUACGACUCGAGUUACCAGCGCAAUCAUGAGCAGCCACAUUCCCACUCGGAGCCGAUGCUGCAGCAGCAAUCGUACCAACCUCGUGCCUCUUCACAAUAUACUCGCCAGGCCAAUGCCAUUCCUCCGCACAUGCAGCAGCAGCAGCAACAGCAAGGAUCCGUGCUCAACACGGGCUCCGACUCUUCUUUAGAGAGCCAGCAGCACCGUAGACAGGGCAGCGUGCCGUACCAAGCGGGUGGCUUUUCCGAAUCAGAUGGCUAUGACGGGCGCAAGCCCCUCGGCGCUAGAAACAACCGCGGCUUCUUGCAGAAGCCCAAUAAGAAGUUUACCGACGCCUACGAUCAAGACAACUAUCAUCAUGGCCACGAGGGCAGCAGUGGUGCGGCCAAACGGGUCAUGGACUUCUUCCGCCGGCGUGGCAAGGCGAGAGGUGGCGAGGAGAGGUAG
This is a messenger RNA of Verticillium nonalfalfae, 3276 nucleotides long. RefSeq lists its product as uncharacterized. The coding region runs from base 1 to 3276 and encodes 1091 amino acids. The transcript is spliced from 3 exons. Lineage: Eukaryota; Fungi; Ascomycota; Sordariomycetes; Glomerellales; Plectosphaerellaceae. The record is from RefSeq and is a predicted model, not a curated record. Gene Ontology annotation, biological process: protein phosphorylation; microtubule cytoskeleton organization; intracellular signal transduction. Gene Ontology annotation, cellular component: cytoplasm. Gene Ontology annotation, molecular function: tau-protein kinase activity; protein serine/threonine kinase activity; ATP binding.